Messenger RNA from Penicillium waksmanii, 1581 nucleotides. RefSeq lists its product as uncharacterized. Gene Ontology annotation, cellular component: membrane. The coding region runs from base 1 to 1581 and encodes 526 amino acids. The transcript has 8 exons. Gene Ontology annotation, molecular function: carbohydrate:proton symporter activity. NCBI's taxonomy places the organism in Eukaryota, Fungi, Ascomycota, Eurotiomycetes, Eurotiales, Aspergillaceae. Gene Ontology annotation, biological process: transmembrane transport; carbohydrate transport. The record is from RefSeq and is a predicted model, not a curated record.
AUGGGUAUCGUGGAGAAGUUCCUUCCUAAAGAUGACCGCUUCGCGGCAUUGCUCCUCUAUGGCAUGGUGUUUUCAACUUGCUUUAAUGGCUACGAUGCAGGAAUCAUGACUGUGAUCCUGGCUGAUAAGCAGUUUAUCGACUACUAUAGCAUUGAUGCCAAUAGAUCAGGCUUGGUCGCGACUAUACCUUGGGCCAUGACUGGAUUGGCACAGCUUUGGCUGGGUGGAUCCCUUGCUGGAUGGCUGGGGCGUCUAUGGGCAUUGCGGAUUUCCAUUUGCAUUAUGAUUAUUGGAGUAGUGGUGCAGGUCGUCCCCAACAACUUCGGCGUCCUAAUUCUAGGUCGACUUUUGACCGGACUCGGAUUUGGCUGCGUCUACAUCGCUACAAACCUCUACGUCGCCGAAUGCGCCCCCACAAAACUGCGAGGUAGUUUUGUCGGCACCGUCUCCCAGUUCGGAUACCAGUUAGGAACGCUAAUAGCAUUUUGGGCCGGUUAUGGAAUGUCCUUCCAUAAAUCACCAUACAAUAUCGCCUGGCGAGUUUCAAACCUCAUUCAGAUCCCGAUUGGUCUGGCUUUCAUCUUCGUUUCAUUCUGGUAUCCGGAAAGUCCUCGCUUCAUGCUGGAAAAGUACCCAGAUACACCUGAGCUGUGUUUAAAAGUUUUGUGUCGACUUCGGUCCGGUGCGCCUACAGAUGAACGUAUUCGUGUCGAGUUCCAUGAACUGAUCGUUUCGCGGGAUUUUCGGAAGAGAUAUGAUACGGGGUAUAUUGGGUUACUUAAGAAUAAGAGUAUGAGGAAGCGUCUUGCUUAUGGGUUUUAUGCUGCGGGUCUUCAACAGUGCGGUGGAAUUGCAGCAUUAACUAUGUACGCCACUCUCAUCUACCAAAGUCUCGGAUGGGCCUCCGGAUCACAGGCACUAUCCAUCAACGGGAUCCAGGCUGUUCUCCAACUACUCAUCGUCCUGGUCAAUACAUUUACUGUGGAACGCUUUGGAAGGAGAGGUCUUCUCCUCGCUGGAUUUACGAUUCAAUCGCUCGCCCUUUUGAUCAUGUCUUGUCUUACGACUGCAUUCCCAACGAAUGGGAAUAAAGCUGCUGCUAUUGUUGAAGUGGCAAUGCUGUUUAUUGUCGGGCUUACUUAUUGUUGGUCCAAUGGGCCUAUUGCUGCUGCUGUCGUUGCGGAGAUCUUUCCUCAGCAUGUUCGUGAUAAGGGAUUUGGUCUGUCAAUGCUUGGACAAACAUGCUGGCUUAUUAUGUUGACUCAGUCUUGGCCUUCUUUUAAUGCUAAGGUCGGGGGUCAUAGUUAUUGGCUGUUAUUUGGUCUCAAUGUUGCGGCGGGUGUAUCUGUCUACUUCAUCCUCCCAGAAACAAAGGGUGUAUCAUUGGAACGAAUGGAAAAGAUAUUUGGCGGCGUGGACUUUGUUGAAGCUGGAGAGUGCGAAGGUGGUUCUGAGAAACGUGAAGCCAGAACAGUCGCAGGCGAAGGCGAAGGCGAAAAGACCGAGGACAAAACUCCUACCGCGCACAUGGAAGAUGUGCCACAAACGCAACAGUCACUACCUAUCAGAUCCUCUGUAUAA